AUGACGACUGUUUUUAAAUCAACCCUUGUACCUGUCUUAGCUUUAGGCAAGAUUUUUGGUUUGAUCAACAUAUCUUAUAUACUUGAUCCAGAUGGAUUAUUAACUUUAAAUUUACACUCAACAUAUUAUUAUUCAUUCCUAGAAUUUACACGGAUGAUUGUGUUGUUAAUAUUCACAUAUAUGGUUUUUAUCGAAGAGUUAUAUUAUAUCGUACAUUACCGUUUAGUUAAAUUUUGGAUAGCUAUUAUUGCAGCAAGAUUAUCAGAAAUAUGGACAGUUAAAUUAAUUAAUGGCAUUAUACAAUUCGAUCGAAAACUGGCAUUACUAUCACCGGCAUUUCCGGUUCACCAACAUUCAAUAAGUAAAAAGAAGUGGAAUAUCAUAUUGACAUCAUUAUUUUUAUAUUUCGUUUUCUUUGAAGUAUAUGACAUGUACUUGUGGCCACCGAACACAUUUGAUAUUAAUACUUUCCUCUUAUUUUUUUUUGGAAUGCCAUAUGUUUUGGACUAUGUGGUUAUUAUAACCGUAUGUUUUUAUCUCAUUAAUAUCGGGUGUAGAUUUCAAACAUUAAACGAUUUCUGGACGUGCCUUCCUCAUGGAUCGGUAUCCGUCCCGGGCGAAUGGACGGACUCUGAAUUAGUUAUGUUAAUGGAGAGCAUUAGGUUGUUACAUGCCGAACUAUCUCAGUUGUUCAAAAUAUUCAGUUGUAGUUACGGUACACUGCUAUUAGUAUUUUUUGUUUGCUGCAUUAUCGAUAUUAUAUAUUUAAUUUAUUUGAUGAUCAAGCUCGAAAAUGUUAUAAGACAUGUACCAUUGCACAUGCUAAAUAUUCAAAUCGUUGUUUUUUUGAUGUCUGUCAUCCUCGCUGCCUCGUGGAUAAAUGAAAAGAAAAUGAAAAUGGUAUCAUAUUUACGAUUGACUCCGAUUUCAAAAGUACCUGUAGAAGUAAAACUACAAAUCAAAAUGUUUCUGUAUCAAAUAUCAAUGUUGGAAUCAGAUGAAAUUAGUGCUUUUGGGUUUUUCAAUAUAAAUUUGAAUUUAGUUGUGUCAAUUGCCAUGCUACUCAUGACUGGAUUUUCCACCCUUGUACAGAUGAAAGAUCACCCCAUUAUUUUAGCGUUGGUCAAUAAUACACACAUAUAUCACAGCAAUUGGGAAAAUGUGUAUGCUAGCAACUAUUCAAAAAAUGUUACAUCUCAUUAAAAACACAAUAGUUGUUAUUCAUUAAUCAACUGUUAUCAACAAUAUUUUAAGACGUAUUUUAAUAAAAUAUAUAAGUAGAAAGUAGUAGAUAAAUACUUAUACAUGUAAACACCUGGUGAUAAAACCACUACAUAACUUGUUAAAGUCUGCCAUUUAUAGAAAUUAUAUUAUUAUAUUUUAACUAAGUAACAAUAUCUUACCUGUACGAAUUUCAUUAU
Molecule: messenger RNA, 1421 nt
Organism: Metopolophium dirhodum (rose-grain aphid)
Lineage: Eukaryota; Metazoa; Arthropoda; Insecta; Hemiptera; Aphididae
Exons: 6
Coding region: 1-1203 (400 amino acids)
Biological process (GO): sensory perception of taste
Cellular component (GO): membrane
Source: RefSeq, a predicted model, not a curated record